AUGGGCAUACUGGAGGCAGUCCGUGAAGGCGAUGAAGGGUCACAGUCGGUAGUCUGCGGGCAGCGGGAGGGAGGCGAUCAGCGGCGGGAGGAGAAUGGGGACGGGCCGUCCGAGUGGGGCAAUGCCUCCGUCGCAGCCGCGGAGCCGCAGCAGCCUCAGCCGCCCCCCGGCAAGCUGAAGAAAACGGCUUUCAAACUGUUCGGAGGGAAGAGGAGCAUCUGUACGCUGCCCAGUUUCUUUGGAGGCAGAAACAAAGGCCAGGGGAAAGUAGCCUCCAAAAAGGGCCUCAGUAAAUGUAAGACCCACGACGGGCUCAGCGGUGCUGCAUAUGACAAGGGUGGUGGGGUGCAGCUGGAAAGCCCUUCGGAGGGGAGCAGGGACUCGCAUCCUUGCCCUCUGCCGAGCUCCCAAAGCGCUCACUUGGCCGUAGACGCCGGCGCCAAGUUUGAUUUUGGCCAGCAGGACAGCUCUCCGCCCGGGAGUAUCGAGGGCUGUGAGAAAAAGCCCAACGGAGAGAAGUCCUCCUUCCCCAGACCCAAAAAAGGCCUGAAAGGGUUUUUUAACAGCAUCCGGCGUCACCGGAAGAGCAAGGUUGCCGAGUGUGAGAAAGCAGAGCUCCCCGAGUGGACCCGGCAUUCGGAGGAGGCCGGCAAAGCUCCUGGUGUGGGAGCGGAGAGCCGAGGGGCCGCGGAGGGAAGGGGGCCGGGACCUGUCCCUCUUGCCGCGGCCUGCCCGGGGGGCUCGGAGGAUGACCGCUCGGUAGGCGCGGCUGCCAGCUGUGGUGGGGCUGCCGAGCCCGGCCGCCAGGCGGCUGAUGAAGGCAGCUCUGAGGGCAACGCGGUGGCGAUGCCGGGGAAGAGGGACGUUCCGGAUACGAAAUCAGAGGCUGACGCUGCUGUUUGCGCAGAGUUUGACUACGGCAAUCUCCUGCUGGCCUUUCAUCCGGACUUCAUGGACAACGACCCUCCCUGCCUACACUCUGGGGACCUGCUAAGCCUCAUCUUAGGAGACGUCACAUCCCUGAAGAGCUUCGAUUCCCUGACGGGGUGCGGGGACGACAUUGCUGAGCCUGACAUCGCUGAGAGCACCAUCUCUGUGGAGCGCAGCAGAGAUGCUGCUAAACGGAGCUCCUGCCUGGUCACCUACCAGGGCGGUGGGGAGGAGAUGGCCAUACCUGAGGAGGCGGAGGAGUACCUCCACCAGAUAUGGAACAGCGGCACGGCAGGGGACAGGAGCUACGGAGCCCAGGUGGUGUCGAGUAGCAGUUUGGAGACGCACGCCUCGCAGGAGGCGGAAGCCCAUCCCUACGUGGGGGACGCGAUGGACGGCGUUGACCUCCUGACGCCACAGAGUGACCAGCAAGAGUCCGCCCCUAAUAGCGAUGAGGGUUAUUACGACUCCACCACGCCGGGGCCGGAGGAUGAAGCCGGAGAUGGGCUCGGUGAGAUCAAGAAGGACCGUCUUCCCAGAGACAGUUAUAGCGGUGAUGCACUUUAUGAGUUUUAUGAGCCUGAUGACACGCUGAUGAGUCCCUCUCACGGGGAGGAAUCCCUGUUUGAGAGCAAAGUCUCACGCCCGGGGAUCUUCAGCUACUUCUUGGACAUCUGCCCCCCUGCUGAGAAGAGCCUGAACCAGAUGCUGGAUCAGAAAAGAGGGGUGAUGGAAACGGAGGAAGAGACGGAGGAGGAGCGGCUAGCGGCCAUUCAGAAAGAGCUGCUGUACUGGGAGCUGCAGAGGGAACCGGUCUUGAAACGACUUGAUGUUCCCAGCAAGGAGAAGUGUCCCCGGGAAAAGCAGUGCGUUGAAUGUAAAACUAGAGCAGCCAGCUCGAUUGGCAAGAAUCAGAGUGGCCUUGGUAGCGAGCAGGUGGCCUCGCACGCCCCAAACAGGGGUGUGAAUAGUGGGGUUUCGGUGGCUAGAGCUGAAAAUCCAGAGUGGAGGGAUUUUCCAGGGACCCUGUGUCCAGAAAACUGUUACAACAGCCAAAAAGCCCAAGGAAGUUGCCUUAUUCAGCUCACGAAGAACAACCCGGGGUUCGAUUCGGACCCGGACUGUGGGUUGUUUGGGGGCUCCAUCCACGGCAGCGUAGCCCCAGCCAAAGCAGGGAUGUUCCCCGCCUACAGACUCCCAGAGCACGAGCGUGGCAGCGGAGCGGAGACCACCACCGGCAAGCCCCAGCUGGGCAGCGAACACGAGCCCGAGCAUGCCGUGAGCUUCUCGCAAGCGCUGGUGGAAUUCGCCAGCAGCGGCACCCUCUUCUCCAGCCUCUCCGAAAGUCUGGGGAGCUCCAACUCCGGCUCUUCCUUCACCCAGAACCUCCCUGCCCUCCCCACCAUGGUCACCUUCGACGUCGUCGACGUGGAGCAGGAAGGAGAAGGGGAGUGCGAGCAGCAUCCCGAGAUGAACGCCGGCGAGGACAUUGCUGAGGCCUUUGACGAUGGCUACGGACGGAAAGAGUCGUUGGCCGAAUGUGACGAGAGAAUGUCCCCGGGGUACCCCCCGGGCUCUUUCCAGAGCUGCAACUGGGGUGUUGCCAGCCUGCCCCGCCACCUGCGCCUCCACGGGCUGAGCCCCUCCAUGCCAGCACCGCUCUCCGUCAACCGGAGGAGCCGGUCACUUGACACGGAGAGCCUGGAGUUUGAGCUUGCUGACUCGCAGGUUGCCAAGAGCGGCCCUCAGCCGUGCCGGCUCUGGUCGAAGCGGGAGGGUGGCAAAAAGGACUCGGGCGGAGCGAGGAGGAGCAGGAGCAAGGAGGAGGGUGAGCUGGCGGCUCCUGACGGCGGGUUGAGCUGGCCGGGCUUGCAGCACCUCCGGCACGACACCGACGCGGCUGGGGGGGGGAUGAAGCACUGGGGUUUCGCUCCGGCCGCCGCGAUGCAGAGUGCCUGGGAGCCGUCGGAGCAGCCGGGCACCGUGGCCCCUUUCCUGUCUCUUUCCCGGAGCAUCGCCGGAGAGACUCCGGACAGGCGGCCCCAAGAGCCGGAGCUGAACAGGCACCCGCUCAGGCCCUCCAAUUUACCUCUGCAGACCGACGCGAGGCGGUCCCGGGAGGCGGCUGGUUCCUACAGGUACCACGGAGAAGUCACCGCCAAAAAGCUGGCCCGCUUGUUACCCGUGGGAGAAACGGAGCCCGAGCUGCCCCCGAGCUUUAGUUUCGCUUGCUCCCUGGAGAAACGCGCCAAGUGCAAACCCGUCGGCAUCGCCCAGGGCGUGCCUCAGCAUCCCAGCGACAGCACCGACAGCGUAAAAAGCCCGGAGCGCUGCGGAGAGCCCCUGAAAGGCAGAGCCAGCCCCGGCCACGCGCUGCCCGCCGGCUGCCGGAGCACCGCAGUGAAUGUCACCGAAGCCGAAUAGCUGCUCUGGGGAGGGUGUGAAAAGGGUUGCGAAGUGCAGGGAGGGAGAAAAUAAACGUUAACGAGCAAUUUGUGAGUGACUUUAAUUUAGACCUGGGCUGAUAAGGAUGAGCUCCUCUCCCGCUGCUGUGGUACGUGGUCUCGCCGCUGCGGAUGCUCCGGCGGGGGUCGGAGCCCCCUCUGGGAUUCGUACGUUAACGCUGAGGCACUUUCUUGUUUUCCAGCGCGAGCCGCCACGCUCUCGAACGCCAA
This is a messenger RNA of Pygoscelis adeliae (Adelie penguin), 3605 nucleotides long. RefSeq names its product APC membrane recruitment protein 1 (gene AMER1). Gene Ontology annotation, molecular function: beta-catenin binding; phosphatidylinositol-4,5-bisphosphate binding. The record is from RefSeq and is a predicted model, not a curated record. Lineage: Eukaryota; Metazoa; Chordata; Aves; Sphenisciformes; Spheniscidae. Bases 1 to 3354 code for a protein of 1117 amino acids. Gene Ontology annotation, cellular component: plasma membrane. The transcript is spliced from 2 exons. Gene Ontology annotation, biological process: regulation of canonical Wnt signaling pathway.